AUGGUCGCUAUUGAUAUCUUUCAUGAGCCUUCGUUUGCCGAAAAGCUUUCGAAUAUCCCUUCGUUUUGUCAAUUGACUGCCCUGCUGGCGGCCAUAGCUGGGUAUGCCACACGCUUUGGGGCCCUAAGGACCAACGACGGAGCUAGCGACGCAGUUCAGCUCGCAGCAAAGAGUCACCGACAGCCUGCGUACUUCAUUGACCUUGCGUUCAAGUACAUAAAUGAGGCGCUCGCGGAAUGUGACGAUGAGAUGCCGCCACUUUGCGUCAUACAGGCUCUCAUUCUUGCCACGCAUUGUCGACUGACCCAGGGGGUCCGCGGAAAGGCGUGGAGAUCGCUGGGAUUGUGUGUCAGUUUGAUAUACGAAACAAACCUGCAUCUUCUUGAUUCCAGGAAGGUUAUCCAAACGGAGGAUCCCCACCACUGGCAACAAGACGAAGAAAAACGUCGUGCUUUUUGGGCCAUCUGGGAAAUGGAUGUUUUUGCCAGUACUAUCCGGCGGACGCCCACGACCAUUAACUGGAACCAAAUGGAAAUAUGGCUUCCAGUUGAUAACGCUCACUGGUUCUCGGGCCACCCGGCUUCAAGUUGCUUUAUGGAGACGGACAUAAACAAACGUUGGAAGGCCUUGCAGGACAGUGGUAAUCAGUCCUCGAAAGCGUGGUUCCUCGUGAUUAAUUCUCUCAUGAAGAAUGCCCAGAUCGCCUGUGACCCACUAGGAGUGCCUGCCAUAAGUAAUCAGGGCUAUCACCAACAAAUGCCAAAUAGCCAGAUUUCCACAGCAGACUCGGCCAUGGAGGCGCGUCAAAAACUGGAGACAUUGGCAAACGCCGUACGCUGCUUUACUUGGGCUUUACCCAGCCAUCUCCAGUAUCGUGAUCAAUAUCUGGCCUUUGGGGCGCCAGUACAAGGGGAGUUAGAAUCUCAGCGACGGCAGCACUGCUCUAUCUACAAUAUCUUCGUUAUGACUCAAUUAACUCGCUUGAUGAUCUACAGAUAUGACGCAUUCAGAUCUCAAAAUCGUCCAACUGAAACCAGUGGCCGUCAUCCUUCCGGAGACUCGGCGGGUCGGAAUACUUUUGGUCUGCUCGAGACAGAAAAUGAAGCGCGUCGACAGUAUUACGAGGCAGCAGAUCGUAUUCUAGGAAUAGUGAAUCGGAGUUGCGAGGAUCAUUUUCAGCAUAUUAAUCCAUUUCUACCUAGUACCAUCUGGCUUGCCUCGGCGGUGCAACUGGUCCGCAAACACUUUGCUCGAGCACAGUCCAAUCGAGAUCUAGUAAAGUCGCGCUUCGACGUUCUUUAUCUGACCUACAAGCGAUGCGUUCAAUUUUGGGAUAUUCAAACCGCUCUCCAGAAGAACCUGGAGUUGAUCGAGGAGCAACUGGACGCCAGGAAUAAGAAACUGGAGGUUCGAGCUUGUCCAACCUCGCACGAAGCGUCAAAUCAGACAUCGGAAGACACCGGUAUGAUCAACCAGUCUGCCUCGGACCAAGACGGUCACAACGUAGAGCGCGGCCUGAAUUUUGACCGGACAGCCCGACAAGCCUCUCAAUAUAUACCCGAAACACCCAGUGUCCCGCUCACCAGUUCAACCCCGAUUGAUGUCAGAUUAGACAUUACAGCCCAAAACCAUGCGCAAAAACACCUGUACGUAGGAGAUAGCCUGGCAAUGCUGGACUAUAUGACUCCUCCACAACUGAGUAGAAACCAGGUUCCAGAGGAAUACAUGGUGCCCCCAAAUUCUCAUUUCCUUGAUACAAUAUAUCAGCUCGACCAGGCCUUGGAUUGGCCCACUUUUGAUUUUCCUGGUGGAAUAUAUGAUUUACUUUCAGGAUGA
This is a messenger RNA of Aspergillus oryzae RIB40, 1836 nucleotides long. Its product is annotated as fungal specific transcription factor domain-containing protein. The coding region runs from base 1 to 1836 and encodes 611 amino acids. The transcript has a single exon. Gene Ontology annotation, cellular component: nucleus. Gene Ontology annotation, biological process: DNA-templated transcription. Gene Ontology annotation, molecular function: zinc ion binding; DNA binding. Lineage: Eukaryota; Fungi; Ascomycota; Eurotiomycetes; Eurotiales; Aspergillaceae. The record is from RefSeq and is a predicted model, not a curated record.